Molecule: messenger RNA, 660 nt
Organism: Rhodamnia argentea
Lineage: Eukaryota; Viridiplantae; Streptophyta; Magnoliopsida; Myrtales; Myrtaceae
Product: 60S ribosomal protein L27
Exons: 1
Coding region: 51-458 (135 amino acids)
Biological process (GO): translation
Cellular component (GO): ribosome; cytosolic large ribosomal subunit
Molecular function (GO): structural constituent of ribosome
Source: RefSeq, a predicted model, not a curated record
CCGAAGGGCAAAAACCCGGGGAGAUCUGAUCUCGAAGAGGAACCACAAAGAUGGUGAAAUUCCUCAAGCCCGGGAAGGCCGUGAUCGUCCUCCAGGGCCGCUACGCCGGCCGGAAGGCCGUCAUCAUCCGCAACUUCGACGACGGCACGAGGGACCGCCCCUACGGCCACUGCCUUGUCGCCGGGAUCAAGAAGUACCCGAGCAAGGUCAUCAAGAAGGACUCCGCCAAGAAGACAGCAAAGAAGUCGCGGGUGAAGGCGUUCGUGAAGCUCGUCAACUACAGGCACCUGAUGCCCACUCGCUACACCCUCGACGUCGACCUCAAGGACGUCGUCGCCGUCGACUCCCUCCAGAGCAAGGACAAGAAGGUCACCGCCGCCAAGGAGACCAAGAAGAGGCUCGAGGAGCGGUUCAAGACCGGCAAGAACAGGUGGUUCUUCACCAAGCUCAGGUUCUGAUUUCAGUCCGUUUGUGAAAUGGGGUCGUGUUAGGGCAAGAUUCGAUUUUGAUCCUUUUGUUUUCAAUUCAUGGAUUGAGUGAACGAUGAAUGAGGCGAGCCUGGAUUCCGCUGUAGUGGCUAAUUAGGAGCUUGAACAUCUCAUUCAAUUUUGAAAUGUGUUACUACUGUUAAUGUUUCAGUGUUGGAUCUGUUUCGGGUUG